UUAUUGGCUGAAAUCUCAUGAUUACCUAGUGGUGAAUAUACUCCGCCACAAAGUGCGGAUAUAAUCUUCAAAUCAUAUUUUUGUAUUUAUUUAAGAUCCCAUCUCGACUUCUAUUUUCUCAAUUUUACUUCUGGAUGUAAUGGAAUCUAAAGGGAAGCAGAGAUAUUGCGGUGAUGGCAGGUGGAAAUCAUCAGGGGAUGGAGGAAGAAUAUGAUCUUGUUAUUAUCGGAGCGGGUAUGGGACUUUCUUUUCUAAUUUCUCUAAUCUUUCUACUCUACUCCCUUCAUUUACAUAUUUACUGCUUUACCCUUUUCCCUCCCGAGCAGUUUAGCUAGUAUUUGACACAUAUUUCACACUCCAAGUAGGUCCCUCCGGUAUAGUUCUCGCUCGCUUCUACCUCUCCAUCCACCCUACCCAUCGUCUCGCCAUCCUCGAACAAGAGGAAGUUAUAGGCGGCGUUUGGAGUUCAGGUAUUAUCGCCCUCCUUUCGAUUCUCCGAUUUCAUCCCUCCCCACCUCUUAAACCACCUUCACCUCUAACUCUCAAGCACAGCACGCCAAUACCCUGGCUUUCGUUCCGAAUCUGGUCUUCGCAUGUCGGGUUUCUCGGAUCGUCCUAUUAUUCUUCCUCCAGAAGCGCAUACGUAUGAUGAUACUUUUGAGGCGAAAUAUGUUACGCAGUAUCUAGAGGAUUAUGUAGAUGUGCACGUGCAUGAUGGGAAGAGUUUAAGGGAACGAGUAAUUUUUGGGUUGAGGUUACGGGAAUCGAGAAGGUGGUUGGGAAAUGGUGGGUGCGGAGUGAAAAGGACAAAGAUGGAAAAGAGGAGAGUAAGAUAAAAAUACCAAAAGGUUGGCAGUAGCUACAGGUCAAAAUUCCUUACCUCACACACCCUCAUUCCUCAAUCAAGCAAACUUCAAGAGCCCCAUCGUCCACCAAAAACAUUUUGGACAAAUCGCCAUGUCAGCCCUCGCACCGGAUUCCCCUACACAUCAAUCACAGUUUCUCGGUGGCGGCAAAUCCGCCACAGAUAUGGUGUAUGAAUGCACCAAAGCCAGCAAGAAAGUAACAUGGAUAAUCCGACGAUCGGGAGAAGGACCCGCCAUCUUCGCGGGUGCCAAAGGACGAGGCCAGUGACGAAACGGGGCAGAGAUGUCCGCCACUCGAGCUUUUGCUGCGUUGAGUCCCUCCUGUUUUACGCCUCAGACAUGGGUAUCUAGAUUCAUUCACCAGUCGUCCAUCGUCAAUAGUAUCGUGUCGAAAAUAUGGAAAGGAGCUGAUGAAGAUGCUGCGAAACUCGCGGAUUUCGAGAGGGAAGAUGCAUUACCUGGGUUUGAAGAGUUGAACCUGAUAGUGAAGUUUAUUGGUGUAAUGGGCCCAUUGGACUUAUCCACCACGAUGAUUUUUGGGACACGGUGGCAAAAAAUGUGAAGGUUUAUCGGGACGAUAUUCAAAGGCUUGAAUCUCGUGCUAUUAUCCUCGAAGAUGGGACCGUGAUUGAUACAGAUAUGUUAUUAUGUGGAACGGGAUGGACCCGAGGGUAUCCCUUUCUUACUCCGCAACAGACACGCGAAUUUGGACUUUCACACCCGGCGGAGGACGACGCAUCAUCCGAAUCCAAAAUAUAAGAAUCCCUCUCCGAAAACGCAACUCGAGAAAUCCUCUUCUCGUUCCCCAAACUCCGCAAUCCUCCAACUCACCAACCCAAACCCAAACCCAGCCUAAACCCCACCCGCCUCUACAACCUCCUCACACCACUCUCCGACCUCCCCAACACCUCCCUAGUCUUCCUCUCGCACCUCCACCUCUCCAACGCCUCCCGCACCGCCGAAGCCCAAGCCAUCUGGAGCACGGCCUAUUUCUCCUCCAAUCUGCGGCCACCCAGCCCCCUCAGACGCCAUGCGCGAAACCGCAUAUAUGAAUACAUUUUCAGGGCUACGGUAUCCAGCGCACGGAAGCGCGGGCAAUUAUUUUCAUCUGGAUUUGGUGGGGCAUACGGAUAAAUUGAUGCGGGAUGUAGGGAUGCGAUCGCAUAGGG
Sclerotinia trifoliorum is the source of this 2035-nucleotide messenger RNA. The record is from the annotation of a GenBank genome assembly. NCBI's taxonomy places the organism in Eukaryota, Fungi, Ascomycota, Leotiomycetes, Helotiales, Sclerotiniaceae.